AAUAAAAUUGCGCUGAAAAUUUACAAUAUUUUAUACAAACCUAAGGUAAAUAAUCAAUGGAGGAGGCUUUUACCGCUAAAGGCGGUCCUUAUGUCAAAAAUAAUAACUAACAAUAUAGGUAUUUUUAUUUAAAAAUAGUGAAAUACUAUCACAUACUAACAAAUACAAUUUAUAAGUAAAUAUCUAAAUGUAUAGAUGCAAGGAAAUAAAGCUAUAAAUAAAUAAAAUAAAAUAAAAAGGUAAAUAGAGAAAUUAUAACACAUGGACUUGAAGAUUGCAGGUUGACUCAAACCAAACAAUAACACAACGGCGUACCGUUAGAGUGUCACUAUUUAGCUUGCUUUGUUCUGUGUCGAAGCAAAACAAAUAUUUAAAUUAUGAACAAGACUUACUAGACAAGAAUGUGACACAUUGAUCUAGUGACACCAAACCAUUUUUACACAGGCGAGGUGUGAAACAUGAUAAUUGACCGAUGAAGGUUCAGCUCCGAAGAAAGUAGUCUCUCGUUUAGUUGAAGUUCAACAGUCAAAGAAGCCUAUCCAUUUUAAUUUAACCGCAGAAACAAUGUUUAUUUUUUAUAUCGGACUUAUUUUGUUUUUGGUGCCCUGUUAUAAUACCAUCGCAUCAAAAUAUUUUAGUGGUAAAAUCGAAUGUGGUCCAUACGGAUUUGUUUGCGAUGGCGUCUCGAGGUUAAGACUUUGUGAGGAAGGAAACGCCUUAGGCCCUGCCUUUCUUUGCCCAACGAAUACAAUUUGCAAUGAAGAUUCUAGUGCUGUUUGUGAAGACGCCAUAAAUUACAUAGACCCAACAGUAAGCAGAAAUGUUCGUUGCUAUCAUAACGAAAGAAUUGCUGACCCCAAUGUGCCAGGCUGCAAGGGAUAUAUCAUGUGCAUUCCGAACAAAAAAAGAUUUCAAGGGAUCCGAUUUAAAUGUUCUGGUAACACAAUAUUUAAUGGAUACACCAGGGCAUGCACUUCGCCCGACAGAUAUAAAUGCCCCCUUGGAAACACAACUAAAACAGAAACGAAAUUAUACGCUGAUGAAAAUCGUAAAUUGAAUUCAAAUCGAAUUGUUGGACAAGGCUUAUCUAGUGGCGUGCGUAGACCAAUUGAAUGUGAAAAUUAUAAGUUUUCAUUGACAGAUGAUCAAGGGCCGGUUCGUGCUGCUUACUUCUGCCCUCAAAGACCAGUCCGAGGAGAAACGACAGUACGAUGUACAGUUUUUUCGAACAAGUUCUGUUUAGCGCUGGAGAGAGAUGAUGGAGAUCAAUUUCUACUAGGUUUUGGUUCCCCAUUCAGAAGACCACGGAAAAACUAAAUAUAAUAAUAUAUUUUACCUUUAAAUUUAAAGACUGAGGCCUUAUAUUUUAUACAGUGGAAAUUAAAUAAAUUAUGUAAAUUUAAUUCAAUUCAUGGUAAAACAGUGCGGAACAGUUUUAAUAUUUAUAAAAACCCCCAAUAACCAUAACAGUGAGACCAAAAAUAAUUUAACAUAAUUUUAUUUUAAUAAAAUAUAUUUAAUAUUA
This is a messenger RNA of Leptidea sinapis, 1525 nucleotides long. RefSeq lists its product as uncharacterized. The record is from RefSeq and is a predicted model, not a curated record. Bases 565 to 1317 code for a protein of 250 amino acids. Gene Ontology annotation, cellular component: extracellular region. Lineage: Eukaryota; Metazoa; Arthropoda; Insecta; Lepidoptera; Pieridae. The transcript has 2 exons. Gene Ontology annotation, molecular function: chitin binding.